AUGGCUUCCAACGGUACUCCCUCGCCGCCCCGCAGUGCGACACCGGCAGCCUCCAGCGAGGCCGCCAUGCCGUCCCAAGUCUUGCAACAGCCGACAGAUAGUUCUGCACUGGCAAGUCCCUCCCGAGAAGUCGCUUCUAACAAUGAUGCCGCACAAGGCCGCUCGUCGCACCCUCCGGGGUCCCUGCCUUCCUGGAACCCGGCUGAGCUGCUCCAGCCUGGUCGGCGGGCUAACAGCGCCAUCGACCUGCGGAGCGGGCUCACAAACCAUGCCAUGAGCGCGCCUCAUCUCUCGUCGAGGGAUCGCUCCAGCAGCGGCGCGCCUACCCCCAUGGUUUUUCAGUUCGCCACCGGUGACGAGUCCACCACCAGCGGCUUCACAAGCGAGGCCUCGACACCCAGCAACAGUGGCGAGCCGCGACAAAACGGUGUCGGCAACUGGAUUGAGCGCAUGAAUAAUGUUCAGAGCCGCUCCGCCGUGCCUCAAGCCAAGCGUCGCAAGACCGAGGACGGCCAGGAUUUCGCUGCUAGGACGAGCAAUAUCCCCGUUCGCGGCGGUAGUGGCAUUCUCGGCAGCUAUGUUAGGGAGAAGCGCCUCGAAGGAGAUGCCCAAGGCUCGCCAGCCUCGGCAACGGUGGACUUGACCGGCGCCAACGACGACGAUGUCAUGAUCAUGUCCGAUCCCAAGGACGAGGAGGUCUGUUAUGGCAUGGUCAAGAGCGGUCUUAACUGCUUCAGGGUCCCCGCGCCGAAGCCUGGGAUGCAGAGUCUAUGGGGCCCCGGCUACCAGCCAGGCAUCAAGAUCAAUCUGAAGCGCCAGGUCGGCGAUAAGUCGCUCAAGAUACAGGCCUGUGAUCACACCCGCGAGAUCGUUGGUGUUGUCGAGCCGAACAGUGCUGCAGCAUUCUGCCCUCUGCUCGAUACCAACAUUCGCUUGAGGACCGACUGCCGCAUCCCGCCUCACCCUAAGAAGGCUGGCGAGGAACCCGGCCAGCCAACCUCUCGCUCAUACACUCUCGACGUGGUCAUGUAUGGCCCCAAGAAGUACGCCAAGAACGUCGGCCUUUUGCUUCAAAAGCACAACCUGAAGCUCCUCGCGCCGUAUUUGGUGCAGAAGGGCAUUCAGGUCUACAAUCCGCACAACACUCUGUACUGCCCUCCUCCGCCAAAGGUGUAUCCGACCAACUCGCAAGGCUCCUUUGCAGGGGUCGCCAACAGGACCGUUGAGGAGAUUCGUUCCGAGGUGAUGGGCGUGUUCGACUCGCUCAAGCGCAACGAAGAUCUUCCCUCUGCGGACCCUCCCCCGACGAUUCUCACGCCUUUGCUUAAGCAUCAGAAGCAAGGGCUUUUCUUCAUGGCUAUGAGGGAGAAGACUCUCCAGGAACAGGAACACCAGGAAGCCAUGGUUUCCUUCUGGAAGACGAAGAUCAACGCCAAGGGUGAGCGCGUGUACUCCAACGCAAUUACCGGCCAAGAACAGCGUUCGCCACCGCCCGAGACUCGUGGCGGAAUAUUGGCCGAUAUGAUGGGCCUGGGAAAGACGCUGAGCAUCUUGUCUCUCGUCGCGAGCUCCACAAACGACGCGCAGGUGUGGGAGGGCCUCACCCCAGUCCAGCGCCCUCCAACAGAUGCUCGACCGGCCAAGGAUGAUGGAUACAUGAUGAUGCAACAGGCCAGCUUUGAGCCGGCACCGAUCGUUCGCCACUCCAAGACAACCUUGAUUGUGUGCCCCCUGAGCACCAUCACCAACUGGGAGGAGCAGAUGAAGCAACAUGUGCAAGCCGGUGCUUUGUCGUACCACAUCUAUCACGGAGCGAACCGCAUCAAGGAUGUUGAUAGGCUGGCGUCGUUUGACAUCGUCAUCACUACAUACGGCUCCGUCUCCAACGAACUGAGCUCGCGCAGAAAGCGAAAGGAAGGACUCUAUCCAUUGGAAGAGAUUGGCUGGUUCCGCAUCGUUCUCGACGAAGCCCACAUGAUCCGCGAGCAGUCGACCCUGCAGUUCAAAGCAAUGUGCCGGCUCCAGGCGGAAAGGCGAUGGGCAGUUACGGGUACACCGGUGCAGAAUCGUCUGGACGAUCUGGCCGCUCUCCUCGCCUUCCUCCGCUUGCAUCCGUUUCACGACCGACCCAAAUUCAACCGCUUCAUCGUUGAGCCGUUCAAGGCGUGCGACCCCGAGAUCGUGCCGAAGCUGCGCGUGCUUGUCGACACUAUCACUCUCCGUCGUCUCAAGGACAAGAUCGACCUUCCGCCACGGGAGGAUCUGGUCGUUCGCCUCGACUUCAGCCCCGAAGAGCGCGGUAUCUACGAAAUGUUUGCCAGGAAUGCCCAGGACCGGGUGCGGGUGCUGGCCGGCUCAAAUAUUGGCAAAGCCUUAGGUGGAAACACUUACAUCCACAUUCUCAAGGCUAUCCUGCGACUCCGACUGCUCUGUGCGCACGGUAAGGAACUUCUUAACGACGAAGACUUGACCGCCCUCAAAGGCAUGUCAGCAGAGAUGGCCAUUGACAUUGAUGACGAUGACGACAACGACGGACCUACCCUCUCGCAUCAGAAGGCACAUGAGAUGUUUGCUCUCAUGCAAGACACGAACAACGACGCAUGUAUAGAAUGCACCAAGAAGCUCAACGCAGGCGACGGACAGAACCUCGAUGCGGAGAACCAAGAUGAUAUCCUUGGCUACAUGACUCCUUGCUUUCACGUCCUCUGCCGAUCUUGCGUACGGGGCUACCAUGAGCGUGCUAAGGCACUGUUGGUUCCUGGCCAGUCAUCUGGGCCGUGCCCUGUAUGCAACUCACACGUCCGCCUCGAAUUGGUCGAGCUUCGACGUGAUGAUGUCGACGCCGAGCAUGAUGGCCCUGCUAAGAGCAAGGCCAAGAAUGUGCGGAAGAAGAUUGAAAAGUACGACGGCCCACACACCAAGACCAAGGCUCUGAUUGAGGACUUGCUGAAGUCCCGUGCGGCAAGUGCCGCGAACCCUGAGGAGCCACCUUUCAAGUCGGUGGUGUUUUCGGGCUGGACAUCGCAUUUAGACCUGAUUGAGCUGGCGCUCAGCGCAGCCGGCAUCUCGUUCGCGCGGCUGGACGGAACCAUGUCGCGGACGGCCCGGACUGCGGCCAUGGACAGCUUCCGCGAGGACAACAAUGUUGAGGUCUUGCUCGUCUCUAUCAUGGCAGGCGGACUUGGUCUCAACCUGACCGCCGCGAACAGCGUCUACGUCAUGGAGCCGCAGUACAACCCGGCUGCUGAGGCGCAGGCUGUGGAUCGCGUUCACCGCCUGGGCCAGAAGCGAGCCGUCCGGACGGUUCGGUACAUUAUGCGUGGAAGCUUCGAAGAGAAGAUGCUGGAAAUUCAAGACAAGAAGAUGAAGCUGGCCAGCCUCAGCAUGGAUGGCCAAAACAGGCGGCUUGAUAAGGCCGAAGCCGCUCGGCAGAAGCUGAUGGACCUGCGCAGCCUCUUCAAGUAA
This is a messenger RNA of Purpureocillium lilacinum, 3465 nucleotides long. RefSeq lists its product as uncharacterized. Gene Ontology annotation, biological process: DNA repair. Gene Ontology annotation, molecular function: ATP-dependent chromatin remodeler activity; ATP binding. The record is from RefSeq and is a predicted model, not a curated record. Gene Ontology annotation, cellular component: nucleus. NCBI's taxonomy places the organism in Eukaryota, Fungi, Ascomycota, Sordariomycetes, Hypocreales, Ophiocordycipitaceae.